CCUAACGGUUUAUUUUAGCUCCGGUAUUUUUCCUGCUCGCUUUACAUUUUCACACCCGAUGUAGCUUAAAACACACAUUUUUUUUGUUUUUUGUUUUACCCUAGCUCAUCUUUUAACAUCAGCUGGAUAUAAAUCGGAUAAUAAUAUUUUCCGCUCCUUCAUGCCGCUUCCCCCGCUGCCUUUUACUGCAUUUUAGAUGUAUUUGGUGUCCCUUGUUUCCUCCAGUAACCCAUGUCUGUGUGCAUCCCGCCUCCCUGCGCUCUCAAUAGAUGGUGCAAGUCAAAAUGUCCAAGUCGCCCGUAGACCCUCUGUCUGCUGUGGAAACAGGCUCUCAAUCGCACUAUUUUCAGCUGCCCAGGAAGUUGCCUAAACGCAAGAGCCGCUUCAAACGCUCAGAUGGCAGCACGUCUUCUGAUACAACAUCCAGCUUCAUCAAACGGCAGGGGUCGGCUGAUUCGUACACCAGUAGACCGUCGGAUUCAGACCUGUCAGCAGAGGAGGACCGCGAGGCGUAUCGGCGUGAAGCCGAGCGCCAGGCACAACUGCAGCUCGACAGAGCUAAGUCCAAACCUGUAGCGUUUGCAGUAAAGACGAAUGUGAGUUACUGCGGAGCUCUGGAUGAGGACUGUCCUGUCCAAGGAGCUGCAGUCAAUUUCGAUGCCAAAGACUUCCUGCACAUCAAAGAAAAGUAUAACAAUGACUGGUGGAUCGGCCGGUUAGUAAAAGAAGGUGCAGACAUCACCUUCAUCCCCAGCCCUCUACGACUGGAGGCCAUGAGACUCAAACAGGAGCAGAAACAAAGGAAAACAGGAGGGAACUCCUCCAGUUUAGGAGACAUGGUGACUGGGAGUUGGAGGACCACACCGCCAUCUGCAGGUGAAUCCAAACAGAAGCAGAAACAGGAACAUGUCCCUCCCUACGACGUGGUGCCCUCUAUGAGGCCGGUGGUCCUCGUGGGACCAUCGUUGAAGGGCUAUGAGGUGACGGAUAUGAUGCAGAAAGCUCUUUUCGACUUCCUGAAACACAGAUUUGAGGGAAGAAUCUCAAUCACACGUGUAACUGCCGACCUGUCUUUAGCCAAGAGAUCUGUCCUCAACAAAAGACCCAUCAUGGAGAGAUCCAACACGCGCUCCAGCCUAGCGGAGGUUCAGAGUGAGAUUGAGAGGAUAUUUGAACUCGCCAAAACGCUGCAGCUGGUGGUUCUGGACGCCGACACCAUCAACCAUCCCGCACAGCUCGCCAAAACUUCCCUCGCACCCAUCAUCGUCUACGUGAAGGUUUCCUCACCAAAGGUGCUGCAGAGGCUCGUCAAAUCCAGGGGGAAGUCUCAGAGCAAGCACCUGAAUGUGCAGAUGAUGGCUGCAGACAAACUCUCUCAGUGCCCCCCUGAUAUGUUUGAUGUCAUUUUGGAUGAGAACCAGCUUGAAGAUGCAUGUGAGCAUCUGGCUGAAUACCUGGAGGUCUACUGGCGUGCCACUCACCUCCCAGGAAACACCCCUCUUAACCCGUUAUUGGAGCAGAGUCUGAUGACCCCGCCUUCCGCCAUCUCCAGCCUCCAGAACCAGAACAAGAACCAGCCGCAGCCUCGUGAGGCGGGGGGACUGGAGGGUGAGGAGGAGGAGGAGGCAGGAGAGGAGGCCCACUCCCCCCUGGAGCAGGACAGUCUUAUGCCGUCUGACGAGGCCAGCGACUCCCUGUCUCGCGGCCGGAGGGGGAGCCCGUGCCACAGGGGGGGCGAGGAGGACGAAGAGGAGGAGGAGGAAGAAGAGGAGGAGGAAGAGGAGGAGGAGGAUGAGUACGCCUCCCCCUGCCAUGCUCGCACAUACAGGGACAUGUACCCCCCUCACCGUGGGCACACCGGCAGUGCCCACAGUGCCAACGGGCACGAGUCGCAGGACAGGCUGCUCCAACGCGAAGCUCAGCAAGGCCACAACCAGAGGAACAACCGCCAGCGCAGCCGCCCCUGGCCCCGAGACACCUACUGAGGAACAAGCCCCUCCCACCCCCACCGGCCUCCAGAUCAGCACCAAGCCCUCCGACUGUCCCAAACAAACAAUUUAGAGAUGAAAAAUGUGCCCCAAAAUCAGAUGCCCAAUAUAUUAAGUAGACAACUUUCGGUCUGUUUUUAAAGUCGCUCUCUUCCAGACUCCCAGUUUUAAUUUGAGUUUCGGGGACGCACUGACCUCUCCGGGGUCACGUCGUUCAGAUUAAAGUCAACAGGGCUACUCACCUCUGCAAUGGAAAGGUUUCAGGCUACCAGCUGUACGCAAACUCAAACUUUAGCUGCUUUGCCUAAGGUUUCUCUAUUGUAGGAUGUCUCAUAUACUGGCCUUAAAAUUCCUAAGACUUUUAACUAUCUUUACUAUUGCAUGUAUGAGUAUAAUUAUUUUACGACUAUUUGCACAUUGACGUCAGAACAGGAACUGAAUGAUCUUUACGGAUAAACUAUGUAGGAAUGUCUACCGUUGAAUCCACUUAUGGGGAAUAGUAAUGCAUUUGAUAACAAUGUAUAUACUGAAUGGGCACCUGGUUUUGUUUCAUUGCUACUAUAUUUGUUUGAUUUCGUUAAUUAUGGACUAGUUUGUUGUUUCGGAGAAAUGUCGCCACCCAUGUGUUCAGUCAGUUUUUACUCUGAAGACGGUGAAUGGAGACACACACACACACACACAGAGUCAGUCAGACUGAGUCUCUGAGCAGUUACAGUGACUACGUUUACAUGCACUAAAUUUUUUGCCCUUAUUUAAAAAAAGACAAUAUUCCUACUAAGAUGUUUACAUGCAUACUCAGAAUAACGUGCCCAAACAUGCCGUUUAUCCCGUCAAAAUUAGUUAAAGUGGAAUGGCUGAUGCAUGUGCCAGGAUUUUUUGCAGCCAAAUGUGAAGCAGUCUGGAUGAGAGUCAGCACCUCCAAGUCUGAGGCCACGAUUCUCGUUGGAAACUGUUGGAUUGCCCCCUUUGGGUUGGGAGAAAGUUACUGCCCGGGGUUUUGUUCAUGAGUGAGGAUGGAGCGUGAGGUGGACAGGUGGUUUGGCGUGGCGUCAGCAGUGAUGUGGGCGCUAUGCCAGGCUGUCGAGGUAAACAGGGAGCUGAGCCAGGAAGCAAAGCUCUCGAUUUACAGAUCCAUCCACAUUGUGACCCUCACCGAUGGUCAGGAGCUCUGGGUAGUGACCGAAAGAACGAGAUCACGGAUACAAGCAGCCGAAGUGAGUUUCCUCUGGAGGCUGGCUGGGCUCAGCCUUAAAGAUAGGGGGAUAAGCUUAGACAUCCAGAGGAGCUCACAGUAGAGCCGCUGCUCCUUCACGUCAAAAGGAGCCACUUGAAGUGGUCCGGGCAUCUGAUCAGAUGCCUCUUAGGUGCCUCCUGUUAGAGGUGAUCUGGGCACGUCCAUCUGGUAGGAGGCCCUGGGGCAGACCCAGAACACGCUGGAGGGAUUAUAUAUCUCAUCUGGCCUGGGAACGCCUCUUAGUCCACCAGGAGCUGGAAAGCUUUACUGGUGAGAGGGAUAUCUGGAGUGCUGCUCAGCCUGCUGCCCCUGUGACCCGACCCAGACACAAAUGUAUGGAUGUAUACACGUCCAAAAAAUGCUCCUGAAACCUGAUCAAUAACGGCAUAUCCCACGUCUUAAUCAGAAAAUACUACAUACAGAAAAAAGACAAAUUCCAAAAAUCCAAACAGAAUAUGCUGUAUGCUGGUUUCAUCCCGAUACAAUAUUAUAUCUCGAUUCUUUGAACAACAAUACGAUAUUUGCUGAUAUCACAAAGUCUGCCAUGAUACGAUUUCAAUUCGAUUCAGGGGCCUUCGAUCGAUAAGAAACAAUAUCAUCUGCCCGUUUAACACAAUCUCUUACAGAAGAAGCUGCCACCGCUUUCUCUUUUGCUUUUGGCCAUAAAAGAUUAAAACGACACAUAAAUAAUAAAUAAUUUUAACGGGAGUAAAGUUAACUUUAAAUUGACACCACUAACACACAUCAGACAGCAGAUGGGAUAAAAUAACUCUCAUGCACUUUUUUUAGCUUAACAUUGUUGAAACAGAGCAGCUAAUGUUGCUGCUAGAAGUUAGCAGAGUGAGAUGCCGUCAUGAAGUCUGUAACGUCAUCGUUUACGCAUGAUGUGCUCUGUCUGUUGACCCUUAUUUUCUCUGAAAUCCAAAAUAUUUCCACAUUUCUGAUUUAUACCCUUGGCUCGAUGUUUACGCUUUGCAUCGAUCAAAUAGCACAUUGAAUCAAUAUAUCAAUCCAGAUCGAUGGAUCGUUACACCCCUAAUGUUUACAUGACCUGUAUCGAAGUCAGAAUACUGUCAUACUUAUAAUAUUACUGUGCAUGUAAACGUGGUCAGAUGAAGCGGUAUGAAGCUGCAGUACAGCGUCAGUGUCAUCUACAGUACAGUGCGUUCUGGGCAUCACCCGUCUUUGCUGUUGCACAAUCACUCUUAACACCUCUACAACAACAAAAAAAUCUUAAAAAACGGGCACAGAGAAUGUAAACACAACUAAGAAAAGGGAAUGUUAUCUUCUAAAGGGUGAAUUAUUUGCCAAACUUGCUUGUUUACAUCAAACCAUUCACAUAUUAUCAAGCACACGCUGCAACCUGCUGCAGCUCCUCUUCAAAUCUCCGGAGAAUGUAAAGCUUGCAUGCCUUUUUGCACCUCCAGCACCACCCGGUGUCUCCAAAAACCCAACCGAUCGCCCUGUAAUUCGAUUGUAGCACGUUAUUGAUUGUAGCAUCCACACACUUAUCUCACUCCCCCUCCUCCCCUUGUGUGUCUUUGCCACAUGUUGCGUUUCGUACUGCAGUUUAUCAAAGCAGAUCCUCAGGUGUAAAGUCCUACACACUCAUCGUCGCGCUCAAACUCGAAUGUGUCGUGCUCCUGAAGGACUCGUAGCACCCGUGACACGAUGUCAUUCUGUUCCUGCACCAUUAUUAGUCCAUGAGCCGAUAAAGUUGGACGUGAUGCUGAUGAGCAGCGACCCAAACAGAGGAGGGAGGGGGGGUCGACAACGUUAUUAACAGCCGGCUUUUGGAGUUACUGGUUUACUGCUUCCAUGUCUCACAGGUAUCUCUAUCUAGUGUUCUGUAUAUUUUGAAGACAAAAAAAAUCAGCAUGAUUUAAAAAAAAAAUCUAUGCAAGUGUUGCAUGAAAUCUGAUUGUUUCUUUUUACAGUUAAGUAUUUCAGUAAUGCAUUGAUUCUGAUUCUCCUCGUUGUCUUGUAGUGAUAGUCUUGUCUUUGGGGCUACUCACUCCUCACACCACUAACAACAUGAUUACUAAAAAAAAAAAAAAAAAAAAUCAGAAUGCAUCACUUUAUUUACCACAAACAUUACGAUUGGGGACAUUUUUUUCUUUCUUCUCCACAAUAUUGGGUGGACACUGGCACUUUUAAAAAGUCACUCACUUAAAAAUUGUCCCAGUCCCAGAUCAGGCUUACAAUUUUUAUUUUAAUUUGUGAUAAAAAUGAAUGAGUGAAUUAUUAUUAUUAAAGCCCUGCAUGUUUUAGUUCACCAAUUAGCUCUUUCCAUUAUAUUUUGGCAGAGUAUGUUUUUUCAAAGCGGACCAAUUCAGCAACUGAUAAAGCAGUUGAGGUUUUUCAAUUUAUGAAGCACAAUUUUUACAAAGGGUUAUAAUUUAGUCUCCUGUCUUAUUCUGUAUGCAAUACUAAGCCUAACAUUGAAAAACUUUAAACGCCUUAGACCAUCUGGACUUCCUCUUUUUUGUGUGAGUAGAUGAAAAAAAAAUUGCACUACUUUUUUUUGGGAUGGUUGCUUUGUAAUGCAAUAACUGCACUAAAUAUAACCGUGUAUCCACCAGACUACCACAGCGUGCUAGCGUGACCCAACACGCCUCUUCCCUCUAUUUAUCAAAAGAGACAGCAAAUGUGUAAAAAGUGAGACAUUUCCUGCCUGAUGCUGUAUAGAAUGCUUUCUAUUUGAAAAUAGAUUUACAAUGCUAAGUGAAAUAUGACUUAAAACAAAAUAAACAUGACAUUUUAUGUACUUUUAAUAGUUUGGGUCCUUUUUUGUUUGCUGCCUGUACAAUAUAAGUUUUUAUUUAUUUAUUAACUUUUUAUCGUUUAAUUAUCAGAUCGGUUCAUGUACUGAUGAAUUUUCUUCUUCAAAUGAAAAAUUAAAUGAACAGGUGUCAUCCAGCGGUACAUCAGAAUAACAAAUUAUAUAACGACAAAUAAAGAUAGAUAAUGACCGAAGUUACAGUACAGGUUUAAAUCUUUUAAAAGUUACAUUUUGACUGCCUGCUAUUUUAUAUAUUCAAUAAGUGUUUCCUCUAUCAUAAUUUUAACCUCACUGUACAGCAGUAAAGGGCUAAGAAAAAAAAACCCAAGUACAUAUAUUACCAUGUGUUACUACUUGUAUUGUAUUUUGUAAUUUUAUUUAUUUAUGGGUUUUUUUUUUUACAUAUUUAAAUCUAUUCUUCAGCAGUGCCACUUUUAUACAGACAUUUACAUUACCUAAGGUGAAUUUAUAGGCUCUAAUAACUUUGGUUCAAAUCUUUAAUGUUUCUAUAGUUUUUUCAAAAUAACCAAAAGCAAAACUCAAAGUUAUGGCUCAGAAAAAAACAUUAUUCCUUAAGAGUUUCCACUCAAAAACUCGUCUAAUCUACUUUUCCAGGACCGUGUGGGCGUGUUUUGAUCAGAUUUUAUUGACUUAAUGUCACAUUUUGAUUCACAAUUGUUGCUGAACUAAUCAGUGAGUAGAAAUACGCGACAUCACAAUUUUACAAAUGAGCCCUGUCAAAACCUGUGACUAACGCCGUCUUCAAAAGGAACCUGUGGUCGCGACAAUUUUGUACACAGUAUGUUUCUAGGCAACAGCAACAUGGACGCUACUGUCGGUGCCCAGAAACCACAGAGGGCACAAUUCAGCAAGCUAGCAAACACGUAACGCACAUAAAAUGUAAAGGACUAAUGACAGAGGAAAAAAUGAGACUGUUGGGAAAAGUCUAAAAAGCAAAAUUACAUUAUAAUAACUCAACGUCCAUCAUAAUGGAAUUUCAUGGCCUCUGUCGUUUCUGAAAGCAGCAGACACUUCAUAACUUGUUAACUUGAAACUUUCAGAAAAUUUCCACUUACACGGUCGUGAAUACGAGAAAAGCAGGGCCUUCAGACGGACUCUUCUCAUAACUCGAUAAACACGACACCAUUUGAAGGCAGCAGACACAUCUGAAACAUUUUUGCAGAACAUUAAUGUACGACCUCAUCGUCUAAAGUCAGACAGUGAGAAAAAUACGUUUUCACGGCCUUUAAACACAGAGAUGAUGAUUGGCUGCUGCUGUGUAUGAAGUGUCGAGAUAAUCUGAACAUGUGCUGCAGCAUGGAGUAAUGUGGAUUUUGGACUGAAAUCCUUUAUUAGUUAUAUGGCUCAUUCAUAUUUAAUUGUAAUUAUUCACUUGGC
This is a messenger RNA of Plectropomus leopardus (leopard coralgrouper), 7402 nucleotides long. RefSeq names its product calcium voltage-gated channel auxiliary subunit beta 3a (gene cacnb3a). Lineage: Eukaryota; Metazoa; Chordata; Actinopteri; Perciformes; Serranidae. Gene Ontology annotation, biological process: calcium ion transmembrane transport. Gene Ontology annotation, molecular function: protein binding; voltage-gated calcium channel activity. The record is from RefSeq and is a predicted model, not a curated record. Gene Ontology annotation, cellular component: voltage-gated calcium channel complex.